AUGGGUGCUAAUUCUUCAGAGGAGCCAAUGCUAAACAAGUGUCAGGCGAGUGCAUCACUCUCUACGAAGAAAUCAACCUGUAAUGUUGCAACCGCAGUGCCUAGUUCAACUCCUCUCUCAUCCUUAAAAAACUUCACUUGGGAACGAUUCAAUAAAAGUCCAGAUAUCUACAGAAACCGUGUAAAGAGCAUCAUCAAUACGCAACUUCGUCAGAUUGAUGCAACUGUCGGAUUGUUACGUUACGCCACUCCUGAAUUAAACCAACUAAAACGUGAUCUCGGACUUUUGCACAUUAAAUGCCGUACACUCUAUGAGCGUUUCGUUUUCAGUAGAUGUCUUCGUGAAAAUGCAAACGAUAUCUUAGGGAGUUUUGAUCUGUCUACAGGGAAAAGUAUUUACGAUACCGUACUGGAAGUACCACCACCGCUAAGAGAUUCGCUUCGACUCUACCAGAUACGCUGGCGGAAUGCUGUAUCGAAUUGUAAAUGGCAAAAAGAUUACACGAAGAGCAAAGAGGAGCUAGCCAGUGUUAAUGAGCAUCGUGUAAGGUGCGAACGUGAACUGGAAAGAAAGAAAACCCAAUUGGACAAGUAUAAGAAAAUCUGUGCGAUGAAGAACGAGUUUUUGGGUUUGAAUGACGAGAAUAAGCUGAAGAAGAUCGAGAGUGUAUUAGGAAUGAAAGCACCUCCGCUACCCAACAAGGACGAUACACUAAGUAUAAGAAGAUCCUUCUCAGACGGUUCUCUUGGUUCUGUAUCGUCAGAUGACUCCUCCUGGGACGAACAGUGUAUCCUCUACAAACACUUUUACGACUGCUUGAGACAAGGGAAGUCUUAUCCGAGGAAUGACAAUGUGCAUAUUGUUGCUCGCUGA
Molecule: messenger RNA, 873 nt
Organism: Necator americanus (New World hookworm)
Lineage: Eukaryota; Metazoa; Nematoda; Chromadorea; Rhabditida; Ancylostomatidae
Exons: 10
Coding region: 1-873 (290 amino acids)
Source: RefSeq, a predicted model, not a curated record